Molecule: messenger RNA, 2273 nt
Organism: Octopus bimaculoides (California two-spot octopus)
Lineage: Eukaryota; Metazoa; Mollusca; Cephalopoda; Octopoda; Octopodidae
Product: sialoadhesin
Biological process (GO): cell-cell adhesion
Cellular component (GO): cell-cell junction; plasma membrane
Molecular function (GO): cell adhesion molecule binding
Source: RefSeq, a predicted model, not a curated record
UUCAUACAUACACAUGCACUACUCACACACAAAACACACACACACACACAUACAGAAAUAACGUAUGCAGGCAUAGUCACAUACAAAUAUAUGAGCAUAUACACUUAUACACACUCAUACAUAUAUGUGUGGUCGCAGUCGCUCAGAACACUCACCGCACACACACAUAUAUCUACAAGCUCACAUAUAUACACAUCCAUACAUGCUUAUACACGUACACACACACGCACGCACGCACACUUGUACACAUACACACACAUACAUACAUACACACACGUAUAUUCACAAGCUCACAUAUGUACUUAUCCAUACAUAUACACACGCACACACACACAUACACACAUACAUACAUACAUACAUACAUACAUACACAUAUAGCCACAUGUAUACAUUUAUACACAUGCAUACAUCCUUAUACACACACACAUACCCACACAUACAAGGAACACAAAUUCACCUCCACACACACACACACACACACGGCAUAAACAGACAGGCACAGACAGCAUCAAAGUAACGAUGCAGACAAAGAAAGUUUUGGAAACUGAAGAAUUGGUAAACGGGAACCUCUAGAAUCUCGUGGCUGGAGGUGUAUGUGUGUGUGUGAGGUAAACAAAACAACCAAAGAAGAGGGGAUGAGGACAAAAUUAUGUUCUCACACUGGUUUCUCCCCUUCGUUUUUCUCUUUUCACCUUUGACAGCAAACAGUUUUCCAUCGAAACCUGUGUUUGAAUCUUCAGCAAAGAUCUCAGGAAACAAUUUGAUAGUGCACGAAGGGGAAGAAGUGGUUGUGUCAUGUAAGUUGACAGGAAACCCACCUCUAACAGUGACUUUGCAGUGGAUGAAUACAACAGACAUGAAUUAUAACCAGAACACAUCAAUGAAGAGAACAGAGGACUAUAUUAUAAGCAACUUGUAUUUCACUGCAUCUCGAAGACAGCACAACCAGAAGAUACGUUGCCAGGUUACUGAUGCAGGGCAAGACCCAUGGAGGGAAGAGAAUUUUUUACUGCUACAUGUUAACUAUUUAGAUAAUCUGAUUGCUUAUGCAGUUCCAUCCAGUGUUGUUGCUGGUGAGAGAGUGGCUCUUGUAUGUAAAGGGAACGGUCGACCAGCCGUGAAUAAAACAUGGACGAAAAGUGGAAGUUCUUGGGAGAAGGAUGCAAAGGAAUUGUUUAUUAUCAACAAUGUUUCUUUAAAAGGAACCGGAAUUUAUAUUUGUACCAUGUGGAAUGCAAUUGGUAGAACAUCUGCUGCUGUUGGUCUUCAUGUAAAAGAAGAGGAGAGAAAAGUUGUACCUGCCCCAGCUGAAGUUCAUGGAGAUGUCACUGCUGCCCCAAUAUUAAAUGCUUUGCUCAUUUUCUGCAUUCUGAUAUUCUUGCUUCUCUCCGUUCUGCUGAUACUCGUUCUGCAUUACAUUUACCGCACCAUUCCCUGCAAGUCUCGAAGCUGCAAAAGACGACUGCCAAACCUGCCACUGUCUGCAUUGUCACGUUCUGAAGACAGAAUCCACCCUCAAGUAACAGUAAAAGUCAGCCAAUCUUCCAAAAGAACACCUAAUCCAGCUGCUGCUGCUACUGCUCAGGGAGAGGGCCCCUUACCAACUCGAGCAAAAAACAGUAGAUUACCAAAUAUCCCAGGAAAAUCUAAAGUGACCAGUGAACACCCCUAUGUUAAUACUUCUACAACACAUGCUGAUUAUUUAGAAUUGGUAGAUGAAAACUGCAGUGAAGACAAGUCAGAAGAUUUACUAUACGAAGAACCAGGAGAGAGCUGUUUCCGACCAACAGAACCAAUACGAAAAUCAUCCAGCAGCACACUUCUGCCGUAACCUGAUGUUUAACAGUGAUGGCCAUGUUCUUGGCAAGCGCAUGACGCCUGCAAUUAUCGUAUGGACAAAAGAGAUGUGUGACAGUUAAAUGGUUUUGUAUCAUGGUAUUUGUGAUGUGUGUCACAGAAAGAACAGAGAAAUCAGAGAUGACGGAAGGAAAAAACUCUUCUUAUAUAUGUGUGUGUGUGUGUUUAUAUAUACAUACAGUGUGUAUAUACAUACAUAUAUAUGAUAUGUCACCAGGUAAUGAGGUGACAGGUUGGCAGUUCGUUUCCUAGCACUGACACUAACCUCCUUGAAGCAAAGUUGAAAAUCUUCAAUGAGAAUAAUUGAUGUUUCUCUGCGUGUGUGUGUGUGUGAGUAUUUAUGUAUAGAAAUAUAAACGAAUCUACACAUUCAUGUAUAUUAUAUUUGUUCACAGAAAUAAAAGAAUAUAUACAUA